Lactuca virosa is the source of this 303-nucleotide messenger RNA. Lineage: Eukaryota; Viridiplantae; Streptophyta; Magnoliopsida; Asterales; Asteraceae. The record is from the annotation of a GenBank genome assembly.
AUGGUUGUGCCUUUGAUCUCAGCUUCUCUAUUUGGUCAUACAAAUUGUAAUGGAAAUAAUUGCAAAGUAGCAGAUGUCACGGAACUGAAGGGCGUCGCUGGCGACGGGGCUGCCGGAAGCGAUGGCGGAGGCACCGACGAUGGUGGAGGAUUUUGCAGGUCCGGCCAGCAGCGGAAGGGAGAAGACAGGCUGCGUCGAGUGAAGGACAACGAGAAGAGGGAAAGAGUUGGGUUCGCUGCAGAGCCGCCGGUGGCGCUGGCGAUGGAUGAGGGUGGAGGUCGGAGGUGGCAAAGCGGCAAGUAG